UUGUACCAGAACGUACCCCUGUCCUUUCCAGUAAACGGUUAUCACACCGGAAAAAUCACAAUUCCGGCAGCCGGCGGUGGCGAUACGGCAGAGAUGGAACCUCCAUCCGUAACCAAACGCAAAACAGUCACAGAACCGAUCAAUGACCACAUCAAGCACGAUAAACAAGGUCGCACUCCAAAGAAAAGACGCAGAGAGAUGUUGCUAGGGUUAGGGUUUUGGAUUCAAGGAUUCCGAUGCUUUCCAUGGAUGGCGGUUAUCUUCUUCCUCAAAGACGGACUCCAUGUGGAUCCUUCAACACUGCAGAUUCUCCUCAAUUCUGCCAACCUUCCGAUGGUUGCCAAACCGUUUUACGGUCUUGUUUCUGAUUCGUUCUAUUUCUUCGGUCAGCACCGGAUUCCGUACAUUGCCGGAGGAGCUUUAUUACAAGCUCUAUCAUGGUUUGCGAUUGCAUCUUCACCCUCUUCAACCAUUUCAUUCUUCACUAUCACCAUUUAUCUCCUACUCGGAAACCUUGGUGCUGCCAUUGUUGAAGUUGCAAAUGAUGCUGUAGUUGCAGAAUGUGCAAAACAACCCACCACCAAUAACAAUUCUGCUGAUCUUCAGUCAUUUGCGUGGGUGGCUGCUGCCAUCGGUGGCAUCUCCGGAAACCUUCUUGGUGGCCUUUCAGUUGAUCAGUUUUCCCCACGAGCAAUGUUCUUGUUCUUUGGAAUCCUAUUGAUUCUUCAGUUCUUUAUCACAGUCUCCGUAAGCGAGAAAUCACUAGAUUUACCAAAGAAUCAUUCUAAACAUGAUAUCAGAAGCCAGUUUUCAGAGCUAUUAUUGGUGUUAAGAAGACCCGAGAUCUAUCAACCGAUUAUCUGGUUUUCAGUAUCUUUUGCUGUGAUUCCGGCCUUAACGGGCUCGAUGUUUUAUUACCAAACACAACAUCUAAACAUCGAAUCCUCUGUUUUAGGGAUUUCAAAGGUGUUUGGCCAAAUAACAAUGUUGUUAUGGGGUGUUGUAUACAAGCGACACUUAAAAUCUCUCCCACCACGGACACUGAUUGCAUCGAUUCAGGGAACAAUGGCGUGUUUGAUGGUAUCCGAUGCAUUAUUUGUGAACGGGUUUUAUCGAUCCUUGGGAAUACCAGAUUCACUAUACGUUGUGGUUGUUUCUGGGUUCCUGGAGGUCGUAUAUUACUUCAAAAUUCUACCUUUUAGUAUUUUGAUGGCAAAACUAUGCCCACCGGGUUGCGAAGGAUCUUUGAUGGCGUUUGUCAUGUCUACCAUCGCGCUGGCGUUUAUUGUAAGCGGAUACAUUGGGGUUACACUCGCGUCUUGGGUUGUCACAGAAACUGAUGUUUCAGGUUUACGGAAUGCUCUUGUAAUACAGGCUGUUUGCACCAUUGUGCCUCUUUUGUGGUCUUCUUAUAUACCCGAUAGCCCAAGGCCCGAGGCCGAAGCCAAAGGCCAAAAGAAACAGGAGUGAAAAAUUUGGUGCAAAUAUUACUGGAAAUGUUUUCAAGUUUUUUAGACAAAUUUAGUUCGUUCUUUUUCUUUAUAAAUUUGGUGGUAUUUAGUU
Helianthus annuus (common sunflower) is the source of this 1563-nucleotide messenger RNA. Its product is annotated as probable folate-biopterin transporter 7. NCBI's taxonomy places the organism in Eukaryota, Viridiplantae, Streptophyta, Magnoliopsida, Asterales, Asteraceae. The transcript is spliced from 2 exons. Bases 94 to 1470 code for a protein of 458 amino acids. Gene Ontology annotation, cellular component: membrane. The record is from RefSeq and is a predicted model, not a curated record.